UAUCUGGAUGCAAUUCUUGACGGGUUGGAAGGAUGGCCGAGCAAGCGCGAGAGAAACAAGCCGGCAAUGACACCAGCCAACCUUUGUUUUCGACAGAGGAGGAGGAACAAGUGGUGAGAAAAAUUGACAGCUUCGUCUUGCCCAUGUUGUGUCUGGUGUUCUUCUUCCAGUACCUCGACAAGCAAGGCCUGAGUUAUGCCUCUGUAUUCGGCCUCAUUGAGGACCUUUCCCUGCAUGGAUCGGAAUACUCGUGGUGCUCCUCCAUUUUCUAUGUUGGCCAGCUGAUUUCGGAGUAUCCUUUCAUCUAUCUCAUGAGUCGCCUGCCCUUGACCCGUUUCGUUGGCAUUACCAUUAUCAUCUGGGGAGGAGUGUGCAUGUGUCUGGCAGCCUGCCAGACCUUCACCAGCUUCGCCGCCGUCCGGUUUCUGCUGGGCGUGAGUGAGGGCGCGGUCGCCCCAGCGUUCGUCACCCUAACCAGUGUCUGGUAUCGGAAGAGAGAGCAUGCUGUGCGCGUCGGAGUCUGGAUCACGAUGGAUGGACUGGCUCAGACGAUCGGCUGUCUGCUCAUGUACGCCAUCGGACGAACUUCCCCUGGAGCGCUGGCCCCCUGGCGGACAUUUUUCCUCAUCUGCGGGGCCUUGUCAUGUCUUUGCGGCGUCAUCUUCAUCCUCGUUGUGCCUUCUUCGCCCCAGAAAGCCUGGUUUCUCACCCCGCGGGAAAUCGAGGUCCUCGAAGCCCGCAUGGCCCUCGACCGGGACGCUGGCGACCUGACGCACUUUUCCCUUGCACAAGUCAAGGAGACGGUGAGGGACCUCCGGUCGUGGUUUAUGUUUAUCUUUGGGGUAUUGGUCACGAUGCAAGCCCCGGUGCUUACGUUUGCCUCUCUCAUCAUCAAGAACUUGAAUUACAGUAGUCUGCAGACGAUGCUCUACACGGCACCCUCCGGCGCGGUGCAGAUGCUGGCGAUCUGGAUCAGUCUGGCUGGAUGCUACCUCCUUCCUCAGAACCGAUGCUUGGUGGUGAUGGUGAUGACCAUUCCCCCCUUGGUCGGAAACAUCCUCCUUCUCAAGCUUCCGCUGUCUGCUGGAUGGGCUCUCAUAGUUGCCUCCUGGCUGGCUUCGUGUCUCCCCAACAUCCUGGCUCUCGUGCUGAGUCUUAGUGCCUCGAACGUCAAGGGAAACACCAAACGUCCCAUGGUCAAUGCCUUAUUCUUCAUUGGCUACUGCACUGGUUGUAUCGCUGCCCCGCAGCUCUGGAAGUCCGAUGCUGCGCCGAGGUUCUUCGAGGGGAUCGUGACCGACAUUGUCACUUGGUGUCUGCUCAUCGUGGCGUUGGGGGUGUACUGGUAUCUCUGCCGAUCGGAAAAUCGCAGAAGAGACGAGAUGAGGGCUCACUCGUCGCAAAUCACCUUUCACCCUGGGGACGAUCUGACGGAUAUCCAGGAUGUUCAGUUUCGGUAUAAUCACUAAGGGCUUGUUGACCUUCUGCGUAGAUGACCACCUCAAUCGACACAUCAAUCGUCAGCGGUCAGUUUUACUUGUUAUUAGUCAUUGCUUGGACCAGGAAGACGGAGUGAGCUAUAAGUAGGUAGAUAUAUCUUCAGUGGGGAUAUGGGAG
Aspergillus saccharolyticus JOP 1030-1 is the source of this 1617-nucleotide messenger RNA. Its product is annotated as MFS general substrate transporter. Lineage: Eukaryota; Fungi; Ascomycota; Eurotiomycetes; Eurotiales; Aspergillaceae. Gene Ontology annotation, biological process: allantoate transport; transmembrane transport; tripeptide transport. Gene Ontology annotation, cellular component: plasma membrane. The coding region runs from base 33 to 1469 and encodes 478 amino acids. The record is from RefSeq and is a predicted model, not a curated record. Gene Ontology annotation, molecular function: dipeptide transmembrane transporter activity; allantoate transmembrane transporter activity. The transcript has 7 exons.